This is a messenger RNA of Gekko japonicus, 4093 nucleotides long. It is a transcript of the gene RDX, whose product is annotated as radixin. Gene Ontology annotation, cellular component: microvillus; cytoskeleton; apical part of cell. Gene Ontology annotation, biological process: positive regulation of protein localization to early endosome; positive regulation of early endosome to late endosome transport; regulation of cell shape. Bases 319 to 2103 code for a protein of 594 amino acids. The record is from RefSeq and is a predicted model, not a curated record. The transcript has 15 exons. Gene Ontology annotation, molecular function: actin binding; cell adhesion molecule binding. Lineage: Eukaryota; Metazoa; Chordata; Lepidosauria; Squamata; Gekkonidae.
AACGGCCGCCGCCAUAUUGCCGACCUGUCAGUAGACGCGGCGCUGCCGCCUUUCCGCGUCUCCUGCGGCGGGAUCACCAGCGAGCCCUCGGGGGGGAGGAGGAGGAGGAGAGCGCCGACGCUUGAAGCGGCCCCGCAGCGCCUCCUGGCCGGCUGCGGGAGGGGGGGCUGCGCGGGCGAGCCUCCCCCUUGGCCGAAGCCGACUCGGCUGUCGAGCGGGGAAAGCGGCAACGACCGGCGAGAGUUCGACGCCUCAGCCCUUGCCAGAAAGCUACAAUAAAUGAUUUGAAAGAAGCAGCAGCACAGAAGAGAGGGGAAAAUGCCGAAACCGGACAGGAAGGAAAGCUGGAGUUGCUUCCCUAGAAAUCAGAUUAAUGUAAGAGUUACCACGAUGGAUGCAGAGUUGGAGUUUGCCAUCCAGCCCAAUACAACCGGGAAACAGCUUUUUGAUCAGGUGGUAAAAACUGUUGGCCUUCGUGAAGUCUGGUUUUUUGGACUGCAGUAUGUGGACAGCAAAGGAUACUCGACUUGGUUAAAGUUGAAUAAAAAGGUAACACAGCAAGAUGUAAGGAAAGAAAAUCCCCUUCAGUUCAAAUUCAGAUCAAAGUUUUUUCCUGAGGAUGUUUCUGAAGAGUUGAUUCAAGAAAUAACUCAGAGACUCUUUUUUCUGCAAGUCAAAGAAGCCAUCUUAAAUGAUGAAAUCUAUUGUCCACCAGAAACUGCAGUUCUGUUAGCUUCUUAUGCUGUUCAAGCCAAGUAUGGAGACUACAACAAGGAGAUACAUAAACUAGGAUAUUUGGCAAACGACAGACUUCUUCCCCAGCGUGUUUUGGAACAGCAUAAAUUAACAAAAGAGCAGUGGGAAGAAAGAAUACAGAACUGGCAUGAAGAACACAGAGGGAUGUUAAGGGAAGAUUCUAUGAUGGAGUAUCUCAAGAUUGCUCAAGACUUGGAAAUGUAUGGCGUCAACUAUUUUGAAAUAAAGAACAAAAAGGGAACUGAAUUAUGGCUUGGUGUUGAUGCUUUGGGCUUGAAUAUUUAUGAACAUGAUGACAAGUUGACUCCCAAGAUCGGCUUUCCCUGGAGUGAAAUAAGAAAUAUUUCAUUUAAUGACAAAAAGUUUGUGAUAAAGCCCAUUGACAAAAAGGCCCCUGACUUUGUGUUUUAUGCACCACGUCUGAGAAUAAAUAAGCGGAUAUUGGCAUUGUGUAUGGGAAACCAUGAGUUAUAUAUGAGAAGGAGAAAGCCAGAUACAAUCGAAGUUCAGCAAAUGAAGGCUCAGGCUAGAGAAGAGAAACACCAAAAACAGUUGGAGAGAGCUCAGUUGGAGAAUGAGAAAAAGAAAAGGGAAAUAGCAGAAAAAGAGAAGGAAAGAAUAGAACGUGAAAAGGAUGAACUGAUUGAGCGGCUAAGACAGAUUGAAGAACAGACAAUGAAGGCCCAAAAAGAAUUGGAAGAACAGACGAGGAGAGCUCUGGAGCUGGAUCAGGAGCGCAAGAAAGCGAAAGAGGAAGCAGAGCGCCUGGAAAAGGAACGCAGAGCAGCGGAAGAGGCUAAAUCCACUCUCGCAAAACAGGCUGCUGACCAGAUGAAGAACCAGGAGCAGCUGGCAGCAGAACUCGCUGAAUUCACUGCAAAGAUUGCACUUUUGGAAGAGGCCAAGAAGAAGAAGGAAGAAGAAGCUUCAGAAUGGCAGCACAAAGCUUUUGCAGCCCAAGAAGAUUUGGAAAAGACCAAAGAAGAACUGAAGACGGUGAUGUCUGCUCCGCCCCCUCCCCCACCCGUGGUUCCUCCCACAGAGAACGAACACGAUGAACAGGAUGAGAAUAAUGCCGAAGCGAGUGCAGAACUGGCUUCUGAAGGGGUCGCAAAUCACAGGAGUGAGGAAGAGCGAGUAACAGAGACACAGAAGAACGAACGCGUUAAGAAGCAGCUCCAGGCCCUGAGUUCUGAGUUGGCCCAAGCAAGGGACGAAACCAAGAAAACUCAGAACGAUGUCCUUCACGCUGAAAAUGUCAAAGCAGGCCGCGAUAAAUACAAGACUCUCCGACAGAUCAGACAAGGCAAUACAAAGCAACGCAUUGAUGAAUUUGAAGCAAUGUGAGAGCUGUUAUUUUGCAUAUAUGUUCUUCAUUAAGCUUGAACCACCAGCAGAGAAACACAAGGCCUUUUCCACUCAUGAGAGGAACACACCCCACCUUGCCAAAGCACUUAUACCAGUUUGUGGUUAAGCAGCAUUUCAUGAGUCAUUCAACAUUAAGGCAGCCCUGUCAUCUCUGGCUCUUUGUGGGGUUGUGGUAGCAGUUUCCAUGAUCUCAUAUCCUUUGUUUUAUCCUUUCUCCUCUAAAAGAGUAGCACAGUCUCAGGCUGUUACCCUAAGCAUUGAUCAUUUGAGAAGACACCGGCUUUCAACUUCUCACUGGCCGUGGUUUUGGCAUGGGUGCACUUUGGAAUGGUCUCUUCGGCUUAGCACAUUUGCAAGGAGUUUGACGUUGCUGAAUUUAUUGCGUAUUUUUCAGAGGUUUUCCCCCCCACCUCUAGAGUGGAAUUCUUUGGUGUUUCACGCCCUGUCAUCAUAGAUGGUUUUCUUUGCCUAUUUGUUCACAAAGGUCUAGGUGGCAGGUAGCCGUUCCACCAUUCUCUCAGUCUCUCUCUCUUUUUUAAAAUAAAGAAAUGGAACGUUAUCUGUAGAAUGUCUCCUGCUUACAGGUCUGCUUUUACUGGCAUCUUCAGUUACCCAAGAUAAAAGUCGGGAGCAGUUAAGUGCCCCACUUUGCAUUCUGUUAGCCCAGUGAAUUGCAAGGUGGAAAACCUGGACCUUUCUGGCAAGGGAGCAUAUGAAAACAUCAGUCCCAAGGAGGGGACAGAAUCCUACCUCACUCUAUAUACAUGAUGACCGGUCCUUCAAACACCAUACUGAAAGGCUGACUGUGUUAACCUGGGUUCCUCCCUAGCUAAAUGUUACAGAAAUCUUGGCACCUUUUUUUUUUUUGGCUAGAGCAUAGAUUUAUAGCUUUCAAACAAUGUUCAGCUGCCUUUUUGUUGAGUAAAAACUGUGCAUUGUAUAUUUUACAUUUUUUUUAAAAAAAAAUGUAAUCAGUCACUGGUAUACCAUCCAAUGAGAGGGUGUGAAAUGGUUGGAUUUGAACCUAUUUUCUAGAUUCCCUUCUACUUAGACUACCAUUGUUUGGAGGCUCAUUUGCUGAUGGAGGUGGUGCAUGAAACAGUGCUGCCUUACAUUUGUUUUUAGGGCCACUUUGUACAUCAUGUUCUUCCUGUUCCCUUUCUGAUAACUCGGAAGGUGCAAGGGAACAGCAUAUACAGUGCUCUGCCUUUUCCUGAGACUGUGGCAAAACAAGAGCAAAAGAGGUGUAUGAACAAACUUUGCUGACGCUCAACACGCACUCAACCAGCAUUGAAUGUGCAUUACAGCCGAUGAGUCCCCUGUCUCAUCUAGUUCUCCUUGAAAUGACUAAUAAAAAAAAAAGCUGACACCUUGGGUUUUUACAUUUUUUGUAGAAGUCAAAUUAUGUAUUUACUUACCUAACAGAUCUUGAACUAGCAGUUGGGAGAAAGAAGCCUUGCUUUCUCUGAGGGAUGGUUCAGCUACCUUUCGUUUGGUAUUAUGCACUCAAAAAUUUACACUUACCUAUUAAAAUUGCCAUUUUAUUAAAUUUUCAUGCACAGGUUUCUUAUAAACAGUUCUAUUGAGAGUUUUUUUUUUUUGGGGGGGUCACUGAAUUUAAGGAAGUUCUGUAUGGGAGAACAUCAUGAGAGCGGGAAUAUAUAUAUACACACACACUGACACAAGCGUUCUGGAUUUUGUGGGGAAAGGUAGCUGGCUAACCUUGAAUAGACUGGGCCACAAACGCUGUGCACAUAUUCAAAACACUGCUUGGUUUCCUCUUUAGUGUUUUCUGCUUCUAGUAGUUGGAACGUGGGUCUUACGUAUUGCAGGUUUUCAUGAGGCCUGAACCACGAGACCUGAAUUUCCAAAGUGUUAGAAAAUUUUGCCAUACCAGGUGCGAUGCUGCGCUAGUAUUUCCCGAUUAUUCCUUGAAACGUGUGCACAUGCAUUGAUAACACCAGUCUAU